Carassius gibelio (silver crucian carp) is the source of this 3095-nucleotide messenger RNA. RefSeq names its product N-terminal EF-hand calcium binding protein 1 (gene necab1). Gene Ontology annotation, biological process: regulation of amyloid precursor protein biosynthetic process. NCBI's taxonomy places the organism in Eukaryota, Metazoa, Chordata, Actinopteri, Cypriniformes, Cyprinidae. The coding region runs from base 1542 to 2588 and encodes 348 amino acids. Gene Ontology annotation, cellular component: cytoplasm. The transcript is spliced from 13 exons. Gene Ontology annotation, molecular function: calcium ion binding. The record is from RefSeq and is a predicted model, not a curated record.
GCGCUGGUUCUCUCCCCGAUGGAGCUGGUGUCCUUUUUUACACACUUCACACUAGCAUGAACCAUAAAAGAUGAUCAAGAAUGGAUAGAAGGUUAUGGACAUUGGACUUUACCCUGGUUUUUUUACGAAACCACUUUUGAAUUAUUUAAUCAGCAUUUGUGGGAACAUGAUCAGACUGGAAUAUGGGACUGACUUGAGGGCACAGGGUUUGCAUCAUAGCCAUUCAUUUAGGUUUUACCACACUGAGCAAUCAUCAGACCUGUCUGCCAUGUCAUUACAGAUCAUCUGUGAUUUCAGACAGUGAGGGUUGAAGGCAACAGUUGGCUUGUUCAUGAAUGUAGAGACCUGACUCAUCUGGCCACAGUGCAUCUAUAAGCACUCUGCUCAAGGGUAAUGGUUUUGUUCUUUUUACAACAGAUUUUGAGUCUUUGUGCAUUGCACACAGUCUUUUAAUGUGGCUGGGUCAGUGAGUUGCUUAUUUAAUUCUGUGUUAGUUUUUGUGGGUGUGUAUUUGUGUGAUUUAGCAGCGGCCCUAAUGAGCUUUAUCUCGAGACUAGUAAUUGCUACCAAACUAAUGUAACCUAAUAUUUCAAUUCUACUGUACUUAUUAAGUAAUCAGUGAUUACACUGAUUCAUCUAGAAAUUGAAAUGGUGCCGGGUAAAAGUUUGGGACAUGUUUUCUCUUUAACAUGGUGCUUCUGUUCUUGGCAUGUUUUACCACAAGAUGUCGCUGCUGUUUCACCUUUAAUUCACGGAAAGCGCUCUGUGCUUCAUUUCAAGGGAGGUAGAAAUGACUUUACAAAUGCUUAAUUGGCGUAUUACUUUUUUCUGUAAUAAAAUUGGUAGGCUACUGUGUGUGAACAUAAUCCUGCUUAACGCGCGCGAGUGUAUUUAGAACUGUGCUAUGAUCACUAAAAAGAAUCUUUAAGAAUGUAAAAUCAUGUCAUUAUUUACUUAUCCUAUCGUUGUUGGGAAAAUAUCAGUGUGCAUUAACGUUUAUGAUACCGUUAUUACUAAACAAUUUUAUGCUGACAUUUCUACACUGUUUUCAUUCAUUCUCUUUUUGCAAGUGAAAUAAAGCAAGUCAUAUUUAGAAAGACAUGAUGAGAGAGUGAUACAUAGGGACAUGAUGACAACAUAGUUGCCUUAUUGUACUCUCCUGUUUGCACGAAUGAACUUAAUGGCAGGCACACAACCAAUUGAGAUACUUUUUGUGUGUGUGUGUGCAAGUUUUCCAUUAUUCUGUCAUUUGCAUCCUAACAAACAUGAGGAAACACAUCAUAAAACAUCAGAAUGGUUUCUCCCCGCUGAGACAGCUGAGAAUAAUGAGUAGCGUGCUGCCCAGCUCAGAGCGAGUGUGAUUGGUUCUCCGCGCAGCAUCAGGAGACCUGUGGCUCAUCACUGGACCGAGAACAGCGGGAGAUUCCUCACAGACACAGAGCAGAACGCACGCUCCUCCGCCUGCACGCGCACUUGUGUCGACACAUUAAGCCUUAUUACUAUACCUGAAGCUAAGAGUUUCAGUUAGAGAAGGAAUCACUAUGGAUUGCUCUGAAGAGGUACAGUCACUCUCAGAUGAAGCCAGCACUCCCAUCGAGUUAAAGAAAGGAAUGUCAAUAUUUUUGGAUAUAUUGAGAAGAGCUGAUAAAAAUGAUGAUGGGAAGCUGUCCUUUGAUGAGUUCAAGGCUUAUUUCUCAGAUGGUGUUCUGUCAGGAGAUGAAUUAAAGGAGCUCUUCCAUGCAAUUGACACUCAUAACACCAACAACGUGGACACGGAUGAGCUGUGUGAAUACUUCUCUCAGCAUCUUGGAGAAUAUGAAAAUGUCCUCGCAGCCUUGGAAGACCUGAACGUAUCCAUACUGAAAGCCAUGGACAAAACCAAGAAGGACUAUCAGGAGGCCACACAUCUGGAGCAGUUUGUGACACGUUUCCUGUUGAAGGAGACCACCAGUCAGCUGCAGUCUCUCCAGAGCUCUCUGGAGUGUGCCAUGGAGACCACAGCCGAACAGACCCGGCAGGACAGACAGGGGCCUGUGAAGCCAGAGGUUCUGCCCAUUCAGUGGUCAGGAAGGAGAUCUAAUAGAAGACUUCAAAGGAAUAACAGCUUGUCUCCGAACAACCCACUUCUGAACCUUGUCAAUUCAGGUCUGUAUGAAGAGGACAAUCAAUGGAUAACUCAGAUCAACAGACUGCAAAAGCUGAUUGACCGUCUCGAGAAAAAGGAACUGCGUUUGGAGCCGGUGGAAGAAGAGGUGUUGGAAAGCUCAACCAAAUCACACAUCCUGAUCGUGCAGAGGCAGCUCUCAGUGCUGGAGGAGGAAGUGGAGGAGUUUCGUCUGGCUCUCCGGCAGUACAUCGACUGCGCAAGAACCCAGACCGGCUGCCGCCAUGUUGCAGUUCAGCGGCUUGCCAACGAAUCCCGCUUCAUUCUGUAUGAGUUCUGGGAGCAAAGCAACAUGUGGAAGAAUCAUCUGCAGACCAAUUACAGCAAAACCUUCCAGAGAGGCAAUGUGGAUUUCUUAGAGACGCCAGAGAUGAUGACAACUAUGCUGGUUCCAGCAUCAUGGUGGGUCCUCAACAAUAACUAGAAUCUGUCGACUCCCGUUCGAUGACAGCAGACAUUAUGAGGACCACACAAGCCUGGACUGACAUCUGUAUCCCUGUCAUCAGGAACACGUUGUCUUCAUAUCUGCUGUAUAGUCAUAGUGACUAGCUCCUGCUUUCAGUGUUGUUCCAUUCUUAGCUCUAUAGGAGUAGUGUAAACUGUAGAGGAUAUCAAAUAGAGCAACGAGAUCUUUGUUCUCCAGUGAUAGCACUCCAGUCUCAUCAGAGAUGUGUAAGAUAUGUGUUCAUCUGUGCCGUGACAGUACAGUGUUGAGUGCUGUCAGUAUGUCUGUAGCACAGCUCUGUGUCUCCUCGUGUAGCAGCACUUGACACGACCACUUCUUUUGAGAAGAUAUACUUCUGUUCUUGUAUUUCAUGUAGUUUGUCAUCUCAGAAUGAACAUAUGAAAUUAAUGUGACCAACCACAAUUUCCGUCUUAAGUAUUGCCAAGUGGAGGUAGUAUCAAGUGGUUAAUAAAGUUUCUAAGUGGA